Messenger RNA from Suillus plorans, 2917 nucleotides. RefSeq lists its product as uncharacterized. The coding region runs from base 105 to 2774 and encodes 889 amino acids. The record is from RefSeq and is a predicted model, not a curated record. The transcript has 13 exons. NCBI's taxonomy places the organism in Eukaryota, Fungi, Basidiomycota, Agaricomycetes, Boletales, Suillaceae.
CAAGUUAGCGCUUUGUACCCCGGAAGGUGUACGGGCGCCAUGUGCGUGUGCAAUGCCGCAGUAGGAUGAUGGCGUCUCAACUUUGAGCGUUGCUACCGACCUUCAUGAUGACACCCCAAUUCCUCGCCCAUAUUCUCAGAACAUUUCAGAAAUGGCUUUUACGGCUUUCUCGCCGUUAUACAAGCUCGUUAUCUGUUUUGUUGUCUUUACUCCGUCGAUUUGCUACGUGCCGUUCAAAGCCCAGAGUUAGGAGGUCGACCACCCAACCUCAUCUUCCCCGGGGAGCUCUUCUGCAACCCCUCGAAAUGGACAUUUCAAAAGAGGAUCCAUAUACUUGUUCCAGUCGUUUGCCUGCUGGUGAAAUACAGGAAGUUGCAAGAGAACCUCCAUCUCCUUCAGAUUUCCCUUACGAAACAAGUCCUCGACCCUCACGACGUAUAGUACGAGAUAAUACGUCGAAGUCUUUGCCGGAGGCAACGAUAGGAUAUCCAGGUGCCGUUGGGACGAACGGUCAUGGCUCCAGGUCAAGUCUGGUUCUGAGUGUGGGGGAGGGUCCGACGAGAUACGCAACUUAUACGAAACGUGUUCGUGCUCGCCGAGUCACGACGAUCUACAAUUCCGUCGCAAAUAUCCACCGUAGAUCUACGGACCCUAUUGCUGUUCCACUGGAUUUGUCUAAUCAGACAACGCCAGUAUCUGAUCCAGUUAUAGGCGGUCAUAACAUUGCUUCGCCCUACAGCGACGAGCGAUUGGGUCCAGAGCAAGUAGGCCUAGAUGACGGCCCGCCGAUAGGCCUCUUGGUUGCAGAGGAAGUUGGGCGGUGUGAAGGGUAUACACCAAGGAGUUCUUUACCGUCCCAAAUCAUUGUUCCUGCCAUGACAGUGAAAUUUCCCAUGCACGACACUGCUGUGCCUCCAGGAUGGACUACACUCGUGCAUCCGCAAGGUUCUCGCUACUUUGUGAACGUAGAAAGACGAACAUUCACACAGAUGAAUAUUUGCGACGAAACAAUAUACAGUGACAUAAGACACUUCAUGGAUUACUUGCUACGUUCACUCCGUGAUGAAAGUGAGCACCUUGAGCUGGACAUGGCGCAGGUGGACCUUGUGAUCGAGCCGAAGGUUUCCACCGAUGCCGACAAAGUGGUUUGUUGCUAUUAUUUCGCCAACCAUCGUGAUAGAUGCCUCUUCUGGUUGGAUGAGUACAGUACCGAGGAUAUUCUCUCCGAAUGUAACGGCGUCGAGAAUCUUUCACACAUACGGCUUGCCAUCCAAGCACAAUAUUGGAAACAUUGCGAUUACUUCCCUUGCCUGUGCCCAAUUACACAAGAGCUUGUUGAUGAGGUGAAAUAUAUGUUGAUAUAUGCCGAAUGUGACCACCUAACCUCCCGCCACUCUACUGCGCCAUUCGAUGUUAUCGAAACUAGAGACUACAUAUCUCUCAUAGAUAAGAUCAAGGUCCAUCCUCCUGCGGAUCAAAGCGUGCAACAAUGUCACGCUGCCAUUGUUAUUGGCCGAAUCAUGUAUGCAUUCAGUCGCAAUCACUUCAUUAACUCUCAUGGGGAGAACUGUGUGAGAUUGGCCUUUGAACAAACAGUCCAUCCAUACGCACCGUCGUUGUUGAUAAUCAUGGUUGCACCUUUUUUGUUUUUGGACCCUAUGGCUCUAGUUCGAGAACUGCACACGAUAUUUGUUGACAACACGCCUUCCUCAGAGCGGUGGAAUACAUUCAAUUUAAACCUGAAUGGACAGCUUCAGGACUCCACUCUUCUGGCCACCGUCUUACUCAAUGCCAAUGUUGGGUUUCUCGCUAUCAACAGCGUUGAUACGGGCGGUAGAUCUCCUGUCCAGGUGGCAAGCUACAUGUCUCUUGUGUCAAGCUUGGGAAGUAUGAUUCUUGGCUUGUUACUUGUUUCGCAUAAUCGAACCAUGGGCCAAUUGGGCACGGUCCUCCAAACGGAAGUUUUCCUUUCACAACUCGGCGAGAAAGAACGCAGACUUGAAAGGCUGGCCAUAAUUUACAGCCUCCCGAAAACGUUGCUCAUGUGGGGCAUGAUCUUCUUCUUUGCGGCAUUCUCCGUCCAUUGGUGGAAUCCUGGAGAUCAAACUACCAGAGCCGUCGUUGGUUCUGUGAUAAUUCUCGCAUUUGUAAUGAUCUUGUAUGGCAUCAUGAGAGCCAAGUACGGAGGAGAUCGCUGGUGGCGACUGCCAAUACUGCUACUCGCAAGAAUCGGUCUGAAAAUACCAAUUCAUCUGGCUGACGCUGGGAAGCAAGUCAUGGUAUUCAUGGGGAUGAGAAAAGUCCAAGAUCCUUCAUCAAAGACUGGAAGGGACGUUCUCGCUCCACCGAACAUUCUUGCAUGUCACUCUCAAACAAAUGCUGAGGCAGACGUCGCAGGGUGUAACGCCUCCCAUCCAACAAAUCCACUUCCCGAAGUAUCCAGCCCAGAUGAUUAUGAACACCACCCCAAUUCUUCUAUCCCCCAAACUCCAUCCCAACCCACCGCUUUCGUGGAUCCACCUCUACAACAGCAUGACGGCAUUUCCGCGCUUCCACCAUCAGAUCUACACACCAACCCAGGCGGUUUGCCAGGCAUUGGCUCGUUGCAGCAGAUUCAAGAAAUCCAGUUUAUAUUCCGGUCUACUGCAGAGACUCGCUAUGGACCUGGCACUGCACCCUUCGGCGUGCCUGGUGUAAGGGAGGUUGUGAACUACACCACGAAUAUAGUCGAGGAGCCAGAGGGAUUAGAACAUUCUCAACCUUCACCAAGCUAGACUGGUCUGAGCGGGCUAGCACUGGUUAGCCGGUGAGCAUUGCCAGUCGGAAGUGUACCAUAGUGAAAAUAUGUACUUAUAUAGAAGGCUUUUUACCAAUGCUGAACGUCCUGGCGCCACAUCCUUGGCUGCAGAGUCCCCGA